This is a messenger RNA of Nothobranchius furzeri (turquoise killifish), 2841 nucleotides long. It is a transcript of the gene mon1bb, whose product is annotated as MON1 secretory trafficking family member Bb. Gene Ontology annotation, cellular component: Mon1-Ccz1 complex. Gene Ontology annotation, biological process: vesicle-mediated transport; protein targeting to vacuole. The record is from RefSeq and is a predicted model, not a curated record. NCBI's taxonomy places the organism in Eukaryota, Metazoa, Chordata, Actinopteri, Cyprinodontiformes, Nothobranchiidae.
GAUGAGCAUGUCAUCAACCAUUCCCGGACGUCGGCUGUUGCAAGAGGACAAUUUGUUUUCUCCUUCUCAUUCUUGACAACUCACCUGCUACCCGGCUGCGGGGGAAAGCGAGUAUAACAAAUUAGACAUUGAAGGCAGCGUUUUUGACGUUACACCCUUAGACUGGGAUGGUAUCAUGGAGGAAGACAAUCAUCAAGACGGAGAGGCUCAAGAAGUGAAGAUUUCUGAUUCUCAGCCAGAAAGCAUUCCACCUGCUGACAUCCUGUUGGGGAAUCAUGAGUGCCCCGAGCCUGUGGAGGGAAAUCAUUCUACCGCUGAUGACCGCAACCAGUCUGUAGAUUCACAACCGUCACAUGUUGGAGCAGAGGAGUCGGGUCUGGAUGCAGAUGUGCCUCCUCACCUGGGAGCAAAGUUAGAGCCAGAGGAGACAAAAGACUCAGACUGUCUGAAUAACAUGUCCACUCAUUUGGAUGGAACAGAGACUGAGGUUAGGGUCACUGACAAUGACCAGAGCGACUCGGGGGAGUUUGUUGUUACAAUGCUAGCUAAGGCCAAACUGGAGGAGCAAGGUAUUGGUGUAAAGGGGAGGCCAUCUCCCCUACUGGAGGCUGGAAUCCAGGAAUCUCCUUCAUUUAAGUCCCAACGUGAUGAGGAUGUCACUACUGACAGCUGGCGGCAACACAGGAAGCAUGUUUUUGUACUAAGUGAAGCCGGCAAGCCAAUUUAUUCCCGAUACGGCAGCGAAGAGGCUCUGUCGUCUACAAUGGGAGUCAUGAUGGCGCUGGUGUCUUUUGUCCAAAGUGGAGAUAAUCUCAUCCGCUCGGUGUAUUCAGAGGAGCACACUGUGGUGUUCCUGCAGAAAGGACCCCUGGUUCUGGUGUGUGUCUCCAGCAGUCGUCAGUCAGAGCAGCAGCUGCUAGGAGAACUCCUCUACGUGUAUUACCAGAUUAUCAGCAUGCUCACCCAGGCUAGCAUAUCCCGCAUCUUUGAGCACAAGAAAAAUUACGACCUUAGGAGACUUCUGGCCGGCUCGGAGAAGAUCCUGGAUGGCCUUCUCAACCUGGUGGAUUCUGACCCCAGUUUCCUGCUGGCUGCCGUGCAUUGCUUGCCCCUCGCUUCGUCCCUCAGGGACUCUCUCAGCCAGAUCCUACAGAAGGCCAUCACACCCAAUCUGGUUUUCUCCAUCCUCAUCGCCAAGAACCAACUGCUAACCAUCGUCCAAGAGAAGACAGUCAUCGAGGACGCAAGGCUGGAGCCAGCUGAUGUUCACCUCCUGCUCAACCUCAUUGGAGCCUCCUCAGCCUUUCAGGCUGGGGAGAUCUGGACUCCCAUCUGCCUCCCGCUCUUUAAUCCUGACUGUUACUUUUAUGCUUAUAUUUCUUACCUGGACCCUCCAGAAUGUACCGUCUGUCUGCUGCUGCUCUCUACCGACAAAGAGGCUUUCUACGCUGUAGCUGAGUGUAAGAGGAAGAUCGAGGAGGCCAUGUUGACGCAGAACUCCCUGAGCCUCAUCGCCAAAGCUCAGUUGUACAGCGUGAACCAGGUUGGCGUCUCAGACCUCAGGCACUUCAUGUACAAGCCCUUCGAUGUGCCGGACAACUACCGCCAGCUCACACAGUUCACCAGCCCGGAGAUGGAGGCACCGUAUAGCAACGAAGAGGAGAAAAUGCGACUUUUGGAUCUUUACCGCUACAUGCACAGUCGCAUCCACAGCACCUCACGACCCCUCAAGCUCAUCUACCAUGUGGCUGAGAAGGAGACUCUACUUGCCUGGGUCACCAGUAAAUUUGAGCUGUACACCUGCUUCAGCCCUCUGGUGACAAAGACCUGCGCCAUUACCGCCAUUACUAAGCUUCUCAGAUGGAUUAAAAAGGAGGAGGACCGCCUCUUCAUCAGAUACCCCCCUAAGUAUUCAACCACCCCGAACCCCAACAAGAGCUCUAAAAGCAGCAAAUCUGAGCAACAAGACUCCACAGACAAUGGCUAUUUAUCUCCUCUAUAGGACUCGUGUAAAACACCUGCCUUGUUCUACGCUGGUUCAGACGUUUUCUGGGACUUACUGGACUCCACACGCACUGGCUACUAGAAUCAAACACAGUGUUUUACACUAUUUAGAAAGAAACGAUCACCUGUAUCAUUUCUGUACGUGAAAACAAAGCAUGCCUUUGGUUUACUGCUUUUGUACAGAAACGGUUAAGCAGCAUUAGUCAGUUUUAGGCUCAACUGUAGUAGAACCUAUUUGAAUUAAUAUUUAAAUGUUUUUAAUUUGUUUUAUUGCAGCAACUAGAGAGAAUCUUUCCUCCCUGGACAGUUAUCGUAUCACUCUGAUAACGGUUCAUUAAUAUGCUACAGGAUAUUUAUUCAUCUGUUUCUUGUUGAGAAAGACACAAGUACUGCAAAAUAAUUACUACAAAUGUUUUUUUAUUUUUGAUGCCAUUUAAGCUAAAUUAUGAACUGUGAUUUUCUGUAGAUCAUCUCACACCAAAUCAGGAAAAUUCAGACGUUUUACCUCUUUUCUUCCCUCUGAAUGAUAGUUUUUCCAAGAGGUUUAUUAAUGAGCUCAUCGUUGCAUCGUGUUAUUUCAAGUUUUAUAAUUUUUCUCUUGUAUGGUAAAAUAAAAUCCAGGUUGCACACACUUUUAGUUAUGAAUUAUGUUGACAUCCAAUAAAGGAUGAACACGUUCGUGCUUGUGGAACUAAUUAAUUUCAUGUCAGUAAUGAGGAAAAUAUGCUGCUGCUGGGCUUUGUUGUAGUCUGUGCAGAGCUUUUGAGAGGAAAAUGUGAUUUUAGGAUAUUGGAUUAAAUAAUUAACUACUGAUAAACUUCAAUAACACAUAAUGAA